Messenger RNA from Penicillium concentricum, 1155 nucleotides. RefSeq lists its product as uncharacterized. The transcript is spliced from 3 exons. The record is from RefSeq and is a predicted model, not a curated record. NCBI's taxonomy places the organism in Eukaryota, Fungi, Ascomycota, Eurotiomycetes, Eurotiales, Aspergillaceae. Bases 1 to 1155 code for a protein of 384 amino acids. Gene Ontology annotation, cellular component: endoplasmic reticulum; SNARE complex. Gene Ontology annotation, biological process: retrograde vesicle-mediated transport, Golgi to endoplasmic reticulum.
AUGACCGAUCUAACACCCACCCUCAACAAGCUGCUUUCAAAGCAAGGCUCAUCUAUCCCCCAAAUCAGAAAACCCUGCACAGAAACCGCGGACGAGUUCCUAAAGGAGGCAUACCGAAUCAACUCACACAUCCACUCCCUCCUCCAAUAUCUCCAGUCAAUCCGGCAUGCCUACCUCUCAACAACGCAACCACAACGCCGCAACCAAAACACAAGAACACCCACCCCAAACCCGAAAAAUGCACCCCCAACACCAACCUCACAAGCAAACCUCACAGACCCCGAACGCGACGCAGUGGACACAUCAACAGCCCUACUCCUCCGCGACCUAGCAACCUCAAUCGCAAACCUCUCCUCCGCCGAAUCUCUCCGCCAAGAAACCUCCUCCACCCUCCUCCACAAGAAAUACGGCCACUCCGCUGCCGGCGCCCUCCUCUGGCGCUGGGCCGGCGGCAGCGGCGCACUAGACAGCGCCAGCGCCGAUGAAGGCAAAUCCGCUGAACAAGUGCGCGCAGAGGAGAGCGCACGGUCGAUAGCGACGAUCCGCGAGAGCGUGCUUUGGUUCCUGCGGUGCGGGCUUGAGCGUGCUGUUAGUGUGCAGCGGAGGAUGGUUGAGAAGAGGAUUGAGAGGGUGCGGGAGAAGGAGAAGAGUGUGCUUUAUAAGGUUAGUGCGGGGAAGGCUGCUGCUGGUGGGAAUGGGGCUCGGAAGGGGUCUAUUUCUGUGUCGGAGAGGACUGGAGCAGGGGCUGGGGGUGGGGGAUUCAAUCCUGCUUUCCAGGCUCCUGAUGCGGCGGUUCUGAGUGAGGCGGAUACGGCGCGGAUCGAGGCGCAGCUUUCGCCGGAGCAGUUGCAGCUUUUUGCUGAGGAGAAUGAUUCUAUGCUUAGGCAUUAUGAGGAUACGUUAGGGAAGGUUCAAAAUGCCGAGAAAUCUCUCCUUGAGAUAUCCUCUUUGCAGGAAACUCUGGUUUCGCACCUCGCUACGCAGGAGGAGCAUAUUUCCCAGCUUAUUUCGGAUGUGGAUACGACGCAGACGAAUGUCGGGCAGGGAAAUCGGGAGUUGAAGCGUGCUACGGAGCGACGGAGUACGGCUCAGGCUGUCUUCUGGGGUACUGUUGGGUUGUGUACCUGGCUUGUGGUUUGGGAUUUGGUCUUUUAG